Messenger RNA from Protopolystoma xenopodis, 420 nucleotides. Lineage: Eukaryota; Metazoa; Platyhelminthes; Monogenea; Polystomatidea; Polystomatidae. The record is from the annotation of a GenBank genome assembly.
CGUGCUCGCUGUCACGCCAGGGGAGUGGCUGACUUCGCUUUCCUUUGCAGUCACACCCUAGUCGCCACUGUUGGCUGUGGUGGAGCCCCGGCGACGGGCGUCGCAAACGGGGCGGCCACCUCCACGAUCGGCAGCUAUUCUCCUAGUCCUGCCACUAUGCCGAUCGGGUCUAUGGGUGCUGGCCAGGCUGUCUCUUCCCUUUUAAGUCCAGCUUCUGGUUCAGGAGCCAGUGGUGUCACAGCUCCCAUGGACCCGGGACAUUCGACACAGGCCGGAAGUGGAAUUGCCGGAAGCAUGGGUGGAAGUGGGGUUUCCGGUUUCCUUUCUAUUAGUAUGGACAACAUUGAACCCGAGAUGGCAAAUCUAGCUCUCUGGGACGUGCUUAUGCCUCCAGGACGCAACUGCGUGAUGCGUAAGUGA